UUCUAAUUUUAUAGGGAGAGUACUAGACGUUCUAGUGUUAGCUUCACCUGCGCCUCUCUAUCCAUCUCCUUAAUCCUCACCCACUUCUCCCUUCCACACCAACUAACAUCAAUGGCGACGCUCCUUCGAAGCGCCAACUUUCGUGCGCCGUCGCCUUCUCUCGCAACCACCACAACCUCUCCAUUGAGAUCAUUCAAUUCAUCCUUUUGUGUUAGUUUCAAAAGUAAUUGCUACACCAGAAAUAGCUCCUUAUACGCCCACAAUUUCCCCUCCAAAUUAUCGGCUACAACCGCUCCGCCAAAGUUUACGAUUUUCUCUUCUUCUGGCGAAGCUACCGAAACUGAAGAAUUUCCUCCGCCUGAGAUCCAGGACGAUACAGAUGGAGGUCUCAACAGUGAAACUGCAGAGGAGGAAGUAAGUGAUGAUAUUGUACCUGAUGCUGAUGAAGCUCCCACAUCACCAGUCAUAACUGCUUUAGAGUUGUAUAAAGAGGCCUUAAAAAAUAAUGAUGAGUCCAAAGUUGAUGAGUUGGAGACAUUCUUUAAAUCAAUUGAAGACGAAAAGGACACGCUUGAAAGAAAAGCGGCCUCUUUGUCUGAAGAUCUUUCAAUAGAAAGAGAUCGUGUUCUCAGGAUUAGUGCAGAUUUUGAUAAUUUCAGGAAGAGAACAGAAAGAGAACGGUCUUCAGUGGUGACAAAUGCAAAGGGAGAGGUUAUAGAAAACUUUUUGGGUGUUUUGGAUAAUUUUGAGAGGGCUAAAUCCCAGCUCAAGAUAGAAUCCGAAUCAGAGGAGAAAAUCAACAAUAGUUACCAGAGCAUAUACAAGCAGUUUGUUGAAAUUUUAGGCUCAAUUGGUGUUGCUCCUGUCGAGACAGUUGGAAAACCUUUUGAUCCAUUGCUACAUGAAGCCAUCAUGCGAGAAGAUUCAACGGUAUAUGAUGAGGGUGUUAUAAUCGAAGAAUACCGUAAAGGGUUUACGCUUGGUGAUAGACUACUACGUCCAGCUAUGGUUAAAGUAUCCGCAGGUCCAGGACCAGAAAAGCCUGAACCAGUUGAGUCAUCAGUACAAAAGGAGGAUGCAACUGAGGACAGUGAAGUUGUGGGUGGGGAAGCUGAUUCCAAGGACCAGACAACUCCUUAAAAUUCACUUUUGUUAGAUUUAGGGAAGAGUUUGAACAGCUUUUAGUGGGAUAACAAUUGUUUCCGCUGCUGUAACAAAAAUCUAUUUUAUUGUUAUUCUUGUUCUCCUGAUUAUGAGAGGACGAUGGUUGUAAAAUUUUGUGUUGCUCAGGAUAUCCGAGAAGAUAGUAAUAGAUUUGACGAAUGAAAUGUAUUGUUGCCAUGAAAAUUUUCUGCGAACCAAAUGAGAGAGGUGGAGCUUUUGUUUUUA
Messenger RNA from Spinacia oleracea (spinach), 1389 nucleotides. RefSeq lists its product as uncharacterized. The coding region runs from base 112 to 1140 and encodes 342 amino acids. Gene Ontology annotation, molecular function: adenyl-nucleotide exchange factor activity; protein homodimerization activity; protein-folding chaperone binding. The transcript is spliced from 3 exons. The record is from RefSeq and is a predicted model, not a curated record. Gene Ontology annotation, cellular component: chloroplast. NCBI's taxonomy places the organism in Eukaryota, Viridiplantae, Streptophyta, Magnoliopsida, Caryophyllales, Amaranthaceae. Gene Ontology annotation, biological process: protein folding.